GCGCGCCCCCCCCUGCGAUGUGGACGACACCAAGCCGGGCCCAAAAUACAGCCCGCAAGACACGAGGUGCCGUCUACGUUUGCCACCAUGCCUCGGCCCUGCCUUGAGCCGAGCAUGCACCUGCCCGUCUCGUUACCAUCGUCGUUGAUCGCUCCGGCUUCGGGCCCGCGCAGGCCGGCGACCGACGGAGCCGAUGCGGGGCUCCGCACCGUUUCCCGAAUGCGAGACGCCCCGGCCGCCCACUUAUAGCGGCCCGGCGACGGGCUCGGAAUGAUGCAGCACACAAACCAUAGCCAAGACACGGACAUGGCACAAAUCGUCGUCAUCGGCGCCGGCGUCAUCGGCCUCAGCUGCGCCCUGCGCCUGCUGCGCGCCGGCCACCAGGUCGCCAUCGUCGCCCGGGACUUCCCCACGCCGUUCGAGACGGCCACGGGCGCAGCCAUCAACUACACCUCGCUCUGGGCCGGCGCCCACAACCGCUGGAACCUGCCGACCACGCCCGCCGAGGAGCGCGAGCACGCCAUGGCCCGCCGCACCUACGCGCACAUGCGGCGCCUCGUCGAGACCAACCCCGAGUGCGGCGUCACCUUCACCACGGGCAUCGAGUACUUCGAGGACCCCCCGGAGGCGUACCGCGCGCUCGACGCCCGGCGGGCCGCCGAGCUCGGCUUCGAGGCGUUCCGCAGGCACGCGCCCGACGAGCUGCCCGAGGGCGUCGCCCUGGGCUUCGAGUACCGCACCUGGUGCGCCAACCCCAUGGUGUACUGCAUGUUCCUGCUGCGGCAGUUCUGCCUCGCCGGCGGCACGACCGCCGUCGCGGAGCUGCGCCACCCGCACGAGGUCUUUGCCAUGGACCCGUACCGAUCCGCGGCCGCCGUCGUCAACUGCUCGGGCGUAGGCUUCGGCGACGACCCGGCCGUGUUCCCCACGCGCGGGCAGACGUGCGUCGUCGCCAACGCCGUGUCCGCGACCGUCACGCGCCAAAACGCCGACGGCUCGUGGACCUUUGCCGUGCCGCGCGGCUUCGACGGCGGCACCGUCAUCGGCGGGACCAAGGAGCCCGACGACUGGGACCCGGAGCCGAGCCCCGAGGUGCGGGCCCGGCUGCUGGACCGCUUCGCCGCCACGCACCCCGCCGUCCUCGCCGACGGCCCGUACAGGGUCCUGCGUGACAUUGUGGGCCGGCGGCCGACGCGCCGGGGCGGCCCGCGGCUGGAGGCCGAGGCGUUUGGGCACCGCCGGGUCGUGCACGCGUACGGCCUCGGCGGCCGCGGAUACGAGCUGUCUUGGGGUGUCGCAGAGGCGGUCCUCGCGCUGCUCGAGUAGUGGUCUAUUCCCGCACAUUGUCGUAUCGUACACCGAUGUAUUGUACAUUUCCAAACGCCUGCCC
Purpureocillium takamizusanense is the source of this 1390-nucleotide messenger RNA. RefSeq names its product D-amino-acid oxidase. Bases 271 to 1326 code for a protein of 351 amino acids. Gene Ontology annotation, molecular function: D-amino-acid oxidase activity; FAD binding. The transcript is spliced from 2 exons. The record is from RefSeq and is a predicted model, not a curated record. Lineage: Eukaryota; Fungi; Ascomycota; Sordariomycetes; Hypocreales; Ophiocordycipitaceae.